GCUUAUCUCAUUAGAUUUUAAACCACCAAUGCACGUUAGUACAAAUGACCUUCCUCUGAUCAUGCAUAGAAUCUUUUGAUCAUGCGCACAGAAAGGAACUACGAACUGGCUUAUUUUUAUUGAUUCGCUGCGUAGGAAUGUUUGUGUUCAUAUUUCGCUGCUCUCUCACUGCAGAUCGUCCCCGUUACCAUUGUCGUCGUCAUUAUUUUUGUCAUCGAUAUCGUCUACGUUAUCAUGGAUGCCUCGUACAAAUUCAAGCUUAAGUUGGUGCUCGUAAUGGUUUUGUUUGGAUGUAUUCUUCCCGUGACAAUUCAAUACAUAUCAGAAGUCUAUGUACUUCCCUGGUGGCUUAAGCUAGUAGCGGUACUGCUCGUGGCAACAUUUGGAAGUAUCUCUUUGGCGUUUGUUCGUUUAUUGAUGCACAGAACAACGCCACAUCAAAGCCUCAAGAAACUUCUCCUGCACUUCAUUGUCUCCGUUGCGUCUUCUUAUAAAGCUCGAUCAAUGCUACCAAAGUUUCGAGAGACACUCGAACGUCCCGGUUACUACCAAGAACGUAUCCUACUUAAAAUUCUCAAGGACAAUAAAGACACGGUGUAUGGUGAGGACUUUGGUCUAGCCCGUUUGCAGGACAUCGGUGACUUCCGCAGCAAACAUCCUUUAACUAAAUACGAACACUACCGUCCCUAUGUGCAACGCAUGAUGGACGGGGAGGAAAAGGUCCUGACGGCAGCCAGACCAAAGUCUUUCACUCGAACAUCAGGUACGACAGGGCAACCGAAGUACUUCCCUAUUCUUGAUAGACAAAGUCUCUUGAAGGAUAUCGGAUCAAUGGUAACAGGUCUUCUCAAGGAGACAGUACCUGGUCUUGGUCCGUUACAGAAACGGUUGCAGUACUAUGUCCAUCCAGUAACAUCUCGCUCCAAGGCGGGUAUACCUAUAGAAACAGCUCUCACAUUUCCGGCUGACAAUGCUUUUCUUAUGUCUCUUUUCAACACCCCACCGUCUGGCUUCACCAUCACGACAAAGUAUGAGGCCAAUUAUAUCCACUUGUUGUUUGCACUCAAAGACAAAUAUAUAGGAAUAAUCGGCUGUAACUUCCUUUCGUUACUUGAGGUUCUUAUCCUUCAGUUGGAGAAUUGUUGGCAGGACAUCGUUGACGACAUCGAACGCGGAACCAUCCGAUCAUCUCUUAAUCUCGACUCUGGAGUACGUGACCAGAUCUCUCUUGAGCUGAAAGGAAAGGGGGACCCCAAUCGGGCGAAGGAGUUGAGAACAGAAUUCCGAAAGGGGUUCCAGGACAUUGUGCCGAGGGUGUGGCCGCAUGCCAAAAUCAUCAUGGGUGUUGACCCUCAGGAUGUCCGGUUCCGACUUGCAAGAAAGUAUACAGGCGAUAUCCCAACAUACUCUUACGUUAUCGGAGCUUCAGAGGGAUUCUUAGGUAUGAACAUGUGGCCUUUGGAUAAGAAACUUGGUUAUGUUCCAUCUUUUCUUCACAACUUCUACGAGUUCAUCCCUGUAUCAGAAAUAGACGAUGCAGAACCAACGACCCUCCUACCAGAAGAACUCCAGGUAGGCGAGUGUUAUGAGAUGGUCAUCACGCAAACAUCCGGGCUCUAUCGGUAUCGAAUGGGUGACGUCCUUAGAGUGACAAGAUUUGAACAGGCAACUCCAGUCUUCGAAUUCAGUCACAGGAAAGGACAGAUGCUGAACUUAUAUUACGAAAAGAUUGAUCAGAAGAUGUUCUAUGACUCUCUCAAAAUAGCAGUCAAUCAAUGGAGUGAUACGGAAUUGACUAAUUAUGCCGUGGCGGAGAGUUCGUUGCUCGAUACCUCCGAUCAGGGCAGUGCUUCACCAUACUAUAUUAUUUUCAUCGAGUUGGCAGGCAGCGGAACCGUUGAUGAGAAACAAAGGGGAAUGAUUGACACUGAGCUCCGGGACCGCUGCUGUGACUAUGAGAAGCUCCGAUCAGACAACACCAUCGCUCCACCAAGGAUCCACGUUCUAAGACCAGGAGCAUUCAAGGAGCUUCAGGACUACUCCGUCACCAAGGGUGGAGCUUCUGAGAUCCAGUACAAAGUUCCCAACAAACUUCUCAAGGUUGAACAGUAUGACGUUUUGAUGGGUCAGGUGGAUCGUCCAAUCACGUCCGAUGAAUCUGACUGUUAGCAACCGCACGUGAUCGAUAUAUGAAAUCAAGCCAUACUUGAUUUUCAACCAAAUCAUCAACAUAAAUUCGAUGAUUUUAUCAUUUUUACUAAGCUACGUUAAACAAAGUCAUUUUUCAUGUUUGUGUGACGGUCCCUGGUCAAAGUGGAGUGUACCAAAAUACUGAAAAAAAACGUAUGUUUUCCUGAGCAGUGUGAUGUGCUGUUACCCACAUUUUAAUUUGACAAUGCAGUUGAAAUAUUCCAUCACUAUUCUAACCCUAACUAUUACAUAGGCCCAUUUGAAUCAUACAGCCGAGGAGCUAGGAGUCUCUACCCCCACCCCCCCCCCCCACCACCAACUUCAGGAUCUCGGCCGUCGAACGCGCACUCAAGAAACACUAGAUUGGAAAGUUAGGUUGUUUUAAAAGACUGUUUCAUUUUAUUGAUCAUGUUAUUGUUUAUGCAUACUUAAUACUAUAUAUAUUAACUACACAUUUUGAAAAAAAAAUGUGCAAAUACGAUUUUUGUUUUCCACCUCAGACACUAAUUGUUUACUGUUGAAUGAAUAACAUAUCAAAAUGAAUUUAUCAUGUUUCUGUUGUUUUAAAAUAUAUAUAUAUGUAUAUUUAUCUCAUAUAUGUUUUGAUUUGAUAGAAAUGUUAGUAACACAACAUGAAAGAUAUUUCAAUCAGUGAAAGUAAAAACAAAAGUGAUGAGAGGGACCUACAUUUGAGGAUUUUGGGCUCGAAACAGAAUUGAAAUUAGAUUUGUGCAUGGACUUUGGGUUUUUAGCAAUUUGGUUCUAAAAUGCAUUUACCAUGUUCAAGAUAUGCUAUGCAAAGUUGGGAAAGAAAACAUGAAUGGUUGAAUACAUGUUUAUAUAUUGUAGAACCUACUUCUAUAAAAUUUGAUAUAUUAUUAUAUCGUAACCUUAACAUAGAUAGUAGUAAAAUAAAUCAUAGUUUCCGCUACUCUUCCUAACCACUAAAAUCACCAUAUUAUGCAACCACACUUUUCCAAGGAUAAAAUAAUUGGAACAUGCAAGCAUAUUCUCCUUUUUUAAUGAAGAAAAAUUUACGAGCGCAACUGUCUUUAUAACAUGAACAUGUUCAUAAUAUUUUUUCAUAGUAUUAACAUGUUGACAUACAUGUAGGCCUACACCAUUUUAUAAGUCUACAUGACAGUUUUCAGAAAUUUCAAAAGUUGACUUGGCAAGAUACGUCAUAUUGCACAUUUUAUGACAGUAGAUAGUUAUUUUGGUUAUUUUCCAGGGCUGUCACGCUUUUCUUUUGUGACGACUCUUGCAACCAUCCUAUUUAUUGUGUAACAGAAAAUACCGCUUAAAAUCGUUUAUGUAUGAAACAUUUGAUGAUUUAUUUACAAAAUUAUUAGUUCAUUAUCUUCAUGUCAAAUUCUAGAUAUGUAUUUUCUUGUCCAGAUAUUUUGUUAUGAAAAAUGUUGCAAAAAUCAAUAAAUGAAAUGAAAAUGAAA
This is a messenger RNA of Lytechinus pictus (painted urchin), 3641 nucleotides long. RefSeq lists its product as uncharacterized. Gene Ontology annotation, cellular component: cytoplasm. Lineage: Eukaryota; Metazoa; Echinodermata; Echinoidea; Temnopleuroida; Toxopneustidae. The transcript is spliced from 8 exons. Bases 235 to 2169 code for a protein of 644 amino acids. The record is from RefSeq and is a predicted model, not a curated record. Gene Ontology annotation, molecular function: acid-amino acid ligase activity.